AUGGAGAAGAGCAUAGUCGCUCUAGGAGCCUCUCGUGGUGACCCUCGCACCCCCGUCUUUGAGGGGUGUUCUCCCUCCCCCCUCUUGCCCUCUGUUGCCUCUGCUGCUGCGGCUGACCUCGUUGGUUUCGAGUCGGUCGGCGCUGCGUCUGCCCCGAGUGGGAGACGCCGCACCGGCAAGGAAAAGGGGGGCAAGGGCACUAGAGGGGGUGGAGGGGGCGGUGGAGGUGGUGGUGGAGGCAGUGGAGGGAGUGAGGGUGGUGGUGGGAGUGGUGCCGAAGGUGGUGGCGGCGGCGGCAGCAGUGGAGGCGGCGGAGGCGGUGGAGAUGGCAGAGGGAGCGGAGGCGGCGGAGGUAGUGGAGGAGGCGGAGGUGGAGGAGGCGGCGGAGGCGGCGCCGGUGGAGGUGGCGGUGGUGGAGCCAGUCGCGACUCUGCACCGAGGAGUGGCGCCGGUGGUGGUCAGCGCCAGCAGCAGCAGCGGAGUGGUGUGACCAUGUCCCCUCAGCAUCUUCGCAUUGAGGCUGCUACGCUAGGUGCUGGUGAGGCUGCUGCUCUAGGCGCUUGUGCGUCUGCCGCCCCAGGUGCUGGUGAGUCUGCUCUCUCAGGUACUACGUGGGCUCAGGCCUUCCACACCUUCACACUGGACUUGGGUGUGUCCCGCUCCUUCUUUCGAGACCGCACCACUCUUACGCCGCUCAGUCGGCUGGUUGCAGUCUCCCUGGCAGACCCCUCUGGGGGUCUUGUCCUUGCUAGCUUCUCCACUGUCCUUCCGUGCCCUGCAGCCCCCUUUGGCACUUUGUCUUGUCUCUACCUCCCCUCGUUCUCUACGAACUUGGUGAGUGGAGCGGACCUACACGAUGGAGGGGUUGACCAGUUCACUCCUGCGAGUCAGCGAGCGACCCACUACACGUGUGCUCGGAUAGGACGACAAUUGGCCACAUUCACCCGUCGGCCAGGGUCGAGCCUGUACACCCUUACUGCUGAGUCUCCUCCUACUACUGAGUCUGCCCAGGUAGCUGCGUCGAUCUCUGGUCUUCCUCCAUCUCUCCCUCCCCCUCCUCCGGGGCCUGGCCCUACCUGCGUCCCCUGCGUUGAGGGGCGACAGCGCGCCGCCCCUCACUCGUCCGAGUUUCCUCCGAGAGAGGCUCCGCUGCAGACUCUUCACAUUGACGUGUGGGGCGCCGCCCGCGUCCAUGGCCAGGGUCUCGAGCGUUACUUCCUGAUGGUGGUUGAAGACUACUCGCGUUACACCACGCUGUUCCCCUUGCGCAGCAAGGGUGACGUUGCUGAGGUGUUGAUCGACUGGAUCUCCGCAGCUCGUCUCCAGCUCAGAGAGAGUUUCGGCUCGGACUUUCCUGUUCUGCGUCUGCACUCGGACAGAGGCGGGGAGUUUUCCUCUGCCCGUCUGGGAGCCUUCUGUCGGGCACAGGGCAUCCGUCAGACCUUCACCCUUCCGACCUCUCCACAGCAAAAUGGGAUUGCUGAGCGCCGCAUUGGCAUGGUCAUGGACGUCGCGCGUACGUCCAUGAUGCAUGCGGCUGCCCCCCAUUUUCUAUGGCCGUUUGCGGUUCAGUACGCCGCGCAUCAGCUCAACCUUCAGCCCCGGGUCUCCUUGCUAGAGACCUCCCCCGCCUUGCGGUGGACCGGAAAGGUUGGCGAUGCGUCUGCGUUCCGGGUCUGGGGAUCUCGGGCGUUUGUCCGCGACUUGUCUGCGAACAAGCUGUCUCCCCGUGCUGUUCCUUGCGUCUUCCUUGGCUUCCCCCCUGACGCGCCUGGCUGGCGGUUUUACCACUCCACCACACGUAGCGCAACACCCUCUUCGCUGCAGCCAUGUGCUCUGGUUGGUGUCUCCCAGGAGCAACAUAGCGUGCCAAGCUGCUAA
Closterium sp. NIES-65 is the source of this 1881-nucleotide messenger RNA. NCBI's taxonomy places the organism in Eukaryota, Viridiplantae, Streptophyta, Zygnematophyceae, Desmidiales, Closteriaceae. The record is from the annotation of a GenBank genome assembly.